AGUCCGCUAUGGUGAGGACUCCAGGGAGCAAUUAAAGCCCUGAUAGGCUGUGUGCCUAAGGUGGAGAGGGAAACAAAGUGACCUGAACGCUCCCACGCUUGGGGAGCGCAGAAGGCCUCAGAUCAUCAUCUCCGUGUUUGAGUGAUCUCAUCAGGAGAGCAGGUUAGUCGAUUUUUAUUUUGAUAUCUCUCCGUGCUUGAGUUAACCUGAGUUAACACUUGAACAAAUAUUUUGGGGGGAAAUAAAUUACGUUUUUUAAACAUGCAGCAAAGCCUCAUUUACCUCGGCCAGUCAUGCUGUAGCCUUUCUUAUGCCUGCAUGUGAUUGAUGUUCUUACGGUGUUUUAUUUACACUUGCAAUUCUAGGAUACACAGUUACUGUACAGCACACACAAAACCCACAGCAGUUAUUUAUAGUUGCAUUAAAAGUACUGACUGUAGAGGCAUUCGGUGGUUGCUUUUCAUGAUGGGGAGAUUAUUGUCUGUUUGUGAUUAUUUAAUACUUUUUUAAAAAGCUUGCGUGAUCAAUUUAUAUGAGCUCAUUUAUUGGGAGGGUGUCAUGGAAGGGCCUCAAAGGGGAAAUGAUGAAUAGAGGUUGGAUUAAUACUCCUUUCCAAUAUGAGUUUUUAAAAUCUAUUAUUUAAAAAAAAAUUUUUUUUGAAAAGUUUGAGUUAUAAAUUGAAUAAAUAAUAUGGUUUGGAGGCUAAUGUACAAUCCCAUUAUCCAUUAUGUGUGGCUAAUAAAACCAUGCAAGUCUGCAUUGCAAGUAAAUCCCCUUGAAUUUCGUGGGGCUUGCUCCCAGGUUAAGUGUUACGGGGAUUACAGCCUAAAUUCCACCAUUUUCAGUAAAGCCAGAUUUCAGCUCGUGUCUUUGUUAGGUGGUUUCUUAAACACGGCCAAUGUAUACUGCCAAUAACAUUGCAACUAAUGCCUUUUGUUACUUUGGAUCCCAAAUGGCUGAAUCUGUGCUUUGAAAAUGUUUCAGCUAGAGGUUCCACGAAUGGAACAUUUGCCUUGGUUGGGAAACAAAUCUCCUACUGCUGAAUCUACUUGGCGGAUGGAAAGUUGCAUUCUGAGCAGCAUGUUGAAACCCCAGUAAAGUCGCAGGCAUAGGCAAACUUGGCCCUCCGUAUGUUUUGGGACUACAACUCCCAUCAUCCUUAGCUAACAGGACCAGUAGUCAGGGAUGAUGGGAGUUGUAGUCCCAAAACAUACGGAGGGCCGAGUUUGCCUAUGCCUCGUCCAGAGGGCCUAUUGGUAUUUCUAUGCUUGCUGCAGCAUCAUUGCUAAUGACAUGUUAGAUUGGCGUUAGAACAGCUUGAGUUACAUAGAAUAUAUUCUGUCUAUUAGCAGGGUUGCCACACAAUUGCAGGAUCCGGUGUCUCUUACAGAAUUCAUAAUUUACAGCAUAUUGUUAUCCCUCGGAGCUACGUAGCUUGGGAAAAUGUAGGCUAUGUCUGUGGAAAUCACAGCAGGCAUCCAGAUUGUACGUGCUGUGAAUACUCUGGUAACACUGUUCCUUGUGGUGGCUGCUGUGAUGCUGUAUGUCCAAGUUGAUAUUCUACGUAAAAAAAACCUGAGCUUGAAUCCUGGAAAGAGGGGCCUGGUGGAUGAGUAGUUCCCAGAUCCAGGAGACAGCUGGAUUUCCUGUUCUGGGUGGGGUUGCACUUUCUCUGAAGGAGCAGGGACGCAGUCUGUGGGUACACCUUGAGCCACCUCUGUCACCAGAGGCCCAAGUGAUCUCCAUGACCAGGAGUGUUUUUUACCAGUUCCUGCUGGUAUGCCAGCUGCAACUAUUUAUGGACCACAAGAGCCUGACCACAAUAGCCCAUGCACUGGUAACCUCAAGGCUUGGUUACUGUAACACGCUUUACGUGGGUCUGCCCCUGUAUCCUUUCUAAAAGUUUCAACUAGGGCAAAAUGCAGCUGCCAGACUGUUCACAGGAGUAGCUUCCUGGCAACAAGUUACUCCGCUCAGUAACUCUGCUGAGAGAGCUGCUCUGGUUGCUGAUUUGCUACCCAACCAGGUUCAAGGUGCUUGUGUUGAUUCACAAAACCCUAGACAGCUUAGGCCCAGAUUACUUUAAGAAUCAUCUGAUCCCUUCAACGCUACCACAUGUACUGAGAUCUUCCGAUGGGGCAAGUGUGGUAGUCCCCCACACACCUGAGUUUCAAUUGUCCUUCACUAGGGAGUGGAAGGAGGCAUUAGUGUGGCCUGUGGAACACCCUACCAGUAGAGGUUUGGUGGGACCCACUCCCUCUCCUCUUUCAGACCCCUUUUUUAACCAAUGAUGCUUUUCGAUCUUAUAAUAGCAUUUUUAUGGAUGCUUUUCCCAAUUGCAUUCUUAUAUGUAGUAUACCACCUUGGUGUAUAUUUUUAAAUGAAAGUGUGGAUUAUCAAUACGCAAAUAAGUAAAUAAAAAUUAUACGGGUUACCUGUUGUGUUUUGUCUUUCCAUUUUCCCAGGAGCAAUCAGCAGAGGCGAUGACAGUCACAUACUCUAGCAAAGUAGCAAAUGCCACUUUCUUUGGGUUCCACAGAUUGCUUCUCAAGUGGAAAGGAAGCAUCUACAAACUGCUUUACAGAGAAUUUUUGCUCUUUGCUUUUCUCUACACGGCAAUAAGUCUAUUAUACAGGUACUGGGUUUUGUUUUUUUCCCACCUCGUGAAAAACUCCAUACUGCAAUCUUUCCUUGGAUAAUGAUGGAGGGAUCUGCAACAAAACGUUUCAGUAUGUUGUUUUCUGUUCAGGAUGCAGUUGUAGCCAAUCCUGCCCUUUCUCAAGAUACUCUGUUCCAGGGAUGUGUAGCCCUCCAAAUGUUGUUGGGAGUCCUAUCAGCUCAAGCCAUCAUGGCCAACCAUGGUGAAGGAUGAUGGGAGGUGUCAUCAAGCAACAUCUGGAGGGUAAAAGAUUACCCACACCUCCUAGUUUUAUGACUCCCAUCCCCCUCACCAGCACUCAAGUGAUCUGUGGCCUGAACUAUUCCCUCGCCACGAAUACAUGGGCUUGUUCUCCUCCACAAGGAAUUUAUUUACUUCUCCAAACCUGAAUUUCCCCCAGGUCUGCUUGUAUCUUCUUGUAGAAGGAUGGUGCUAUCUAGGCCACAUAAAGAUUGGUACUCAAAGAAAGACUUGAAGAAACAUGACUACAUGGGACACAAUCCACUAGGAUGUUCUCCUGCACAAGCUCUACUGAAGGAGCUAUGCAAUAUCACUAUUCAUUUAAUCUUCUUAAAUGUAUAUCCUACUUUUCUCAUGGAGCCCAAGACAGCGUACAAGUGGUUUCCCAAGGUCUACCCAUCCAGGCACUGACCAGACUCAGACCUGCUUGGCUUCAGCAAGAGCAUACAUGGUCCAGGAUCUCUUGUGCAGCCCCCAUGCCUCCUGUUCCAGUAAGGAAGCUGAUUGGCUUGCAGUUAUCUUGGGAGUCACUCCUACACCGACUGACAAUGAAAUGGAAAAGUCUCUGAUAUCCAACAGCAAAAGUGUUGUGAAAACAAAGCUACAUCCCUUUAUGAAGACAAAUACUCAAUUAUAACAAUAUGUCAAUAGGAGAGCUAUAGUUUCCCCUCCCCCAAUUAGUAAUAUAUUCUAGCAAAAACAGGCCCAUUUAUGUCUUGCGAUGGUUUUUCCUAUCAAAUUUCUGCAAGUAGAGCUUUGAGUGUGGGUUGCUUCAUGAGGUGUCCUUGGCCAGAGCUUUGGGUUUCUUCAGAGUUGGAUCACAUAACAGCUUCUCCAGGGACAUUAGACUGGCCCCAUCUCUGAUGACAUUUAGGCAGGCAGCAAAAAUGUUUUAUAAUGCUGCAUGCUUGCAAUGGAUUUUCAUUUACUGUGCUCUUGUUUGAUCUGAAAUUUUCUGUUUUAAUUUUGUUGUUGAAUUUUAAUUUUGUUAUCGUCUUCUUGUUCACUCCUACAGGGGGCCCUAGUUAGGACUGAAAGGUGGUGUAAAACUGUUUUUUAUAAAUGAAUAAAAAAGGAGGGUGCAAUUUAGCCAAUUUUGUGUUGUUAUAGAUCUUUUGGGGAAUGUCCUGAAUAUUAAUGAGAGUCGUUUAGAUGCAAUCUGCAUAGUUUGAUCUGGGUGCUGAUGUGGAUUUAGAGUUUGCAUCUUUCACAACCUCCAAGAUUCACAACCUGCAUAAGCUGUUAUGGCCAUUGUUUGACUGAUUCCCCCUUUCCCACCAUGGAUUAUAUAAUCAGAUCUCUAUUUUUAAUGGGCUGUAUUAUUACCGUUAUACGGAAUUGUGUUGUUAUAGAAAUAUUGUCAUAAUGCACUGAAUAUUUCUCAUUUUCACCCACGUUGCUAAGCAGGGACAAGCCUAUACAUGUCUGCUGAGAAGCAUGCCCCAAUGAGUUAUAUGCCUGGAAUAAUAGUUGUAUAAUGCAUUUCAUUCUGCAUAUCUGAGAUUUUUCCAUUCACUUGUCAGUCUCGGAGCAGUGGCUUUUGUCAUAAUUGUGAAACACACAGACGAGCUUCCUUAUCACCUCCUAUGCAGUAAAUGACUAUUAAUACUAGUAUUCCUGCUUGCCCAUAUUAUAUUCUUAAGAGGGAAUUAACCUGCUCUUUAUACAAAACUAAUUUGAAAAACUAAUAUCUUUCUCCCCCCCCCCCUUUUCUUUUGUCCUUGCAGAUUUUUUCUUACUGGUAGCCAGAAACGAUACUUUGAAAAACUGGCCAUUUAUUGUGACAAAUAUGCAGAACAAAUCCCAGUUACUUUUGUGCUUGGUGAGUAUAUACAUAUAUAUAUAUCCCAUAAUUACCAUGACUUCGUUUAGGACUUCACCACUAACCUUGAAGCAGGGAUGGGCAGGAAGGCGUUUGGGAUCUACUGGAUAGAUCUCUGGGUGAGUCAUGGUAGAUUGGCCCAGAUUUCUUACUCCCAAAUUGUUUAACAAUAUUAACUGCACAUCAUAUGCACCAGGGUUGUACAGCCAGUAGGCAGCUCAGUUCACAAGCUGCUCUGAUGCUGGUACAAUCACAAUGUCAGUACCAGUCUGAGGACAGGAGAUGUGCUAGCAAUAGUUUCUCCCCAUUUACCAGGGCUGGCAGAGUGUAGCUUCCGCUCCAGGCAGUUGCUUUAGGGUAUCAUGAAUAGGCAGUGAGUUGUUAUUUAAAUUAUUAGGAAUGUAUUUUUACUGCUUGGGAGGAGAAGGAGGGGAAGUUCUUGUGGAAUUUUCUGCCUCUUGUUGCCAAAAUAAUAUGGCUGGUCUUGGGUGCUGUGCACCUUGAAUUGUGGCGUGGGAGUAGGAAUGCACUUGCUGCUCUGUCGUGAUAUUUUCUUGUUGAAUACUCCCGUCAAGACAUCUGACUUCACAAAACAACUACAGCGGUGGUGGGAAAACUCCUUUGGCCCUCCAGACAUAGGAGCCAACUCCUAGGGGCUGAGGUGCUUUCAAUCCCCCCAAUAAAAUAUUUGAAGGGCCUGCCCCCCCAAAAGUUGAUGGACAUUGCCAUUCAAAUGGUGUGUGUGUGCCACAUCUUGUGAUCAAUUGGCGAGGCUUCCCUGCUCCCCCCCAUAUUUUAUUUAAGUUGGCACCCCGGCCUCCAGAUGUUACUAGACUGCCACUCCCAUCAGCCCUAACCAUUGUGCUACCUGACUAGGAUGGGUGGGAGUCCAGAAGCAACUGGAGAGCCACAAGUUCCCCACUACUGAGUUAUAGGCCCCAGUGCUUUCCAUGACAGAGCUGUUGUAAGCCUAGGUGUAUAUUUUAACUGUGCACAUUUUUUAGAAGAGCCAAAGCUAUGUGAUGAUUUGCAGCAACGAAUGUGAAUCGGGAUCUUUCAAAACUUCUAGGCUUCUAUGUUACUUUGGUGGUGAACCGUUGGUGGAACCAGUUUGUAAAUCUGCCGUGGCCAGACAGACUUAUGUUCUUGAUCUCCAGUACUAUCCAGGGGAGAGACGAGCACGGCCGCUUGCUCAGAAGAACUCUAAUGCGUUACGUGAAUUUAACGUCCCUCCUCAUCUUCCGUUCAGUGAGCACAGCUGUCUAUAAGCGAUUUCCAACAAUGGACCACGUGGUAGAAGGAGGUACUUGUCCAUUUCUUUUCUUCUCCAUCUCAGCCACGUCACAUGUGGCCAUAACUGAGCAGGGGCAGAAUAUUUUGACGUAUCAAUAGACAAGGCACAGGGCCACAUCGUCAGAAAGAGAAACAGCACUUCCGUCCUUAUCCUGGGAGUUGCUUUUCCCGUUAGUAAGUACUUAGGGUGAUGCAUGAACCAUGACAAUCCUGCUAAAUGUAGCAUUAUAGGAAAUGGGAUUCCACAAGCAGGUGCAGUUUUACUUUAAGAGCUUAGAUUCAAAAUGGUAGAAACCCAUUGUCAGAGUUUCUGUCAGAGGCCAGGCACCUCCUUCCCAAAGCCAAGGAAGCUUCUGCCCAGUUUAGGGAGGAAGGCGCGAUGCUCACACACACAACAAACUCCACCCCCCAAAAAAAUGUCCUCAAAAGCUGAUAUGUCUGGCUCUAACUGUUCCCCUACAAAAAAAUUCACCGCAAGUCACUACUAUCCUCCACAUUCUGCACAACUGCUGCCUCCAGACCAACCCCAAAGGUGGUUUGGGACCACCAUAUAUAUGCAGUACACAGCAUGAGCUGUUGCUUCUCUUUCUUUCAGGUGAAACUGACAAUUUUUUGUUUUUUAACUACACCUUGACUACAAUUUGCUUGGGUCAUUAAGGGUCAUAUAAAACUACUUCAAGAGCCAAUUUGUCACCCUUGUUUUAGACAUAACGUUUGUCUGUAUGAAGGGGUUUAUGGUCAUCCUUUUAAUAAUACAUGAGUACAAGCAGAAAUGAGUAAGGUUGUUUGAGGUCAUGUGCUUCAGAAGAUGCGCUUUCCGAACAAAUAUAGGAGAUCCAAAGGCAACUCUAUCUCUUUAUAAACAGGUUUUAUGACACCAGAGGAAAGGAAAAUAUUUGAUGAACUUAAAUCUCCCCACCUUAAAUACUGGGUCCCCUUUGUCUGGUUUGGAAAUUUGGCAGCGAAAGCGCGACAGGACGGAAGGAUCAGAGACAGUGUAGACUUGCAGACCCUUUUGAUCGUAAGUAAGCCAACACAGCUUAACGCCAUAGGGGGUGUGCUCUUUCUUAAACAUGCCUGUUUUACGUAUAUAAACCAUAGGCCUGUCUCUUUCCUUUCCAUUAUAUCAUAGUGACUGGGUUUCAUCCUACACUACAGUACACCAGGGCCAGCCCUAGAUCAGAUGACGCCCCAGACAAGGCAUCUUCACAUCCUACCCUUCCAUUGGUUCGCAUUUUGAAUGCCUUAUUUUUAUUGCAUUUGUAGCCUAUUGCAGGGCUGCUGUCAGGCUUGAGUGUGGGGCAGACAAAGUGCCCACUAGUGAUUCUCCUCCUAUGUUGGCGAGCCUCCUCUGGCUUACCUAACAGCAGUACUAGGCAAUUGGGUCUGGGAGCUGCCAUUUUAAUUUCCCACAAUGCCCUCGUAGUAGUGUCAUUCUAGGACUUUGUAAGACAUUAAAAUUGCUGCUCCUGGCCCCAGGAAACAUGAAAGGUGUGUUCCAAAAAUACAACUAUAUUGUCAGCUGUCAUACAAAAGUGACCUCCUCUGGUCUGUAGCAAUGAUAUGAUGUAAAGUUCAACUGAGAAAUCCAGGAUAUAAUUGCAUAGUUUAGGCUGCAAUCCUAUCCACAGAUACCUCGAUGGAGCAAGCCUCAUUGAAUUCAAGGGGACUUACUUCUGAGUAGACAUGUAUAGAUUUCACUGUUAAUUUCAUAAAAUGUUACUGUUUGGCUUUAAGGUUCCAGCCUUAGGGUUCUAGCUCUAAGAUCUGCCAUCCCCCUAGGCAAUCCACUGCCUAAACCAAUCCUGCUCUGCUACGCUGUGACAUCACAUCAGUUAAACCAAUUGCAGCCAGAGAGUCUGUUACAUCACUAUUUCUACCAAGUUCCACCAUGCUAAUAAGAAGAAGGAUGAAAUCAUUCUCUUCAGUGACCACAUAAAUUUUGUGUUUGUGUUUGUUUGUUUUCCACUUAGGAGAUGAAUCGUUAUCGAUCAUGGUGUAGCCUGCUAUUUGGUUAUGACUGGGUUGGAAUUCCCCUAGUGUACACACAGGUAUCUAAGUGGAACCUUUUGCCAAUAUACAGAAACAAUGUUGAAUGGUGGGUAGAGAUGGAUCUUGGGAUGCUGAAAAGUUUAAACUUAAAUGUAGUGUAUAUUUGAAGCCUGAAAGGUUUGUGUUUCUCCCUCCACCUCCUCCUGCUUUCACAAAUAGUUGAUUCCAUGAAUGGGGAUCCUGUGACCUUCUAGAUGUUGCUGGACUCCAACUCCCAGAAGCCCCAGCCAGAUUGGCCAAUAGCCAAAGAUGGUGGUAGUUGGAGUCCUCAGAAGGGCCUCAGGUUCCCCAUCCCGGUUUAUUCACUUCUUAGGGCUGAGGUGGAAUUGGAGACUCAAUAAAGACCAAACCCUGACAGCCCAGCUUGGAGCUGCUCUCCCACUGCCAGGUCACAUUUGUAUCAUUUUGCAUGAGAAUGUAUUGCACUGUAGGUGGCCAACAGAACUUUGCACGUUCACUGUGUAGGUCUAUCUAUCUAUCUAUCUAUCUAUCUAUCUAUAUGGCACACUUCUUAUACAGUAAUUAUAUCUGUAAUAGGGACACAGGUGGUGCUGUGGUCUAAACCACUGAGCCUUUUGGGCUUGCUGAUUUGAAAGUCAGCGGUUCAGGGUGAGCUCCUGUUGCUCUGUUCCGGCACCUGCCAACCUAGCAGUUCGAAAGCAGUGCAAGUAGAUAAAUAGGUACCACUGCAGUGGGAAGGUAAACAGCAUUUCUAUGCACUCUAACUUCCGUCAUGGUGUUCCGUUGCGCCAGAAGCUGCUUAGUCAUGCUGGCCACGUGACCCAGAAAGCUGUCUGUGGACAAACGCCGACUCCCUCAGCCUGAAAGCGAGAUGAGCGCUGCACUCCAUAGUCGCCUUUCACUGGACUUAACCAUCCAGGGGUCCUUUACCUUUUACCUUUGCCUUAUUAUAUCCAUAGCAGUAGCUUAAUGUGGCCUUAAUUCAUUUCAGGUUGUAACACUUGCUGUCUACACCUUCUUCUUCACGUGCCUGAUAGGACGUCAGUUUUUGGACCCUGAACAAAACUAUCCAGGUCAUGAUUUAGAUCUUUACAUUCCUAUCUUCACAUUGUUACAGUUUUUCUUCUAUGCAGGAUGGCUAAAGGUAAAUCGCUACUAUAGUUUUCCAGUGUGUUCGGAAUUUUCUUGUGAUUUUUAUGUUCAGAUUCAGUGAGUAAGAUUUCUUCCAGCCAAGUCAAUGGAAGUAAAGGGCCCCUUUAAAAAGCUAUCUAUACUUUUAUUGCUUCUCUCCUUCCCUCUCCCUCCCCCUCCCCCACCCCCAUUCCCCUCUCCCAUUCCCUUGCAAAUCUGCUUUGGAAAAUCUGCUCUGGAAAGUCUGUCCUGUCACUCAGAUAGAAGCCCAUUGUAGUCACACGAGGUCACCACUGGACACAGCCCACUGUGUUUCAUGAAGCUCAGCCAACAGCAUCAUAUCUGACAUCCAUGUCUCAUAGUUCAAGCCAGGCUAAGAUAUAGUAACAAUGAUAUUCAGACUGCUUUUUUCUAUUUUAAAAAUAUUCUAUAAAGCUUAAAAGCACAGCGGCUAUGCUUCUCAGGCUUGCAAUCUGAAUAGACGCAAUUACAAAGUAAAGGGGAUAUAGAGAGGGACACUUAGCAAUUAUUCAGCAUACAUAGUGAUUUAGGCAGUGCUUUUUUUCUGGGGGGACGCAGGGGUACACAUACCCCAAAACUUUUUGUGAAUCUAAGUUUGGCCUAAUUGAGGGGCAGUAUUUCAAUAUGAGUAGGAAAAUGAGAGUACCCCUAAACAUUUUUUUUAGAAAAAAAAGCACUGGGUUUAGGUAAUACCAAAAAUAUAUACCGUAUUUUUCACUCUAUAACACGCACCCGACCAUAACACGCACGUAGUUUUUAGAGGAGGAAAAUCCGUAGGCAUGCCACCCGUAGGCAUUCCCUCCAUAACACGCACAGACAUUUCCCCUUACUUUCUAGGAGGAAAAAAGUGAGUGUUAUGGUGCAAAAAAUACAGUAGCUAUCCAACGUGCUAUGUUUCUGAACACAUUCACACUGCUGAUAGUGCAUACUGCAGAAGAUUUGGCAUUUACGAUGACACUGCGAGCAGCAUUUCUGGAUCACAGGCUUCUUGCAAACUCCAAGUAUUAUGCACAGCACCCUGACCACUAUCAGCCACACCAAUGUGUGGAGCCACUUGUAGCUCAACUUUGCAAACAGCCCUGCUAUCAGCAACGCAGGUUUUGGCAGUUUUAUACAUAGCCUACUAUAAAUUGCUGCAAGUGUUAUUCUGUCUCUCAAAAUCCCACUGAGAAGGCUGUGUACGUGGUGAAUAGAGGAAUCUGCCAGCCUUGGAUUUCACAGACCACUUCAUCAACUGUAGUAGUGCGGGGUGGGGGGCUUUGAGGCUGCCUUUAAAGGGCAGGAGCCCACUCAAUGGUGCUUACAAGGUAAAAACAAAAUAGGACAGAGACAGAGACAGAGACAGAGACAGAGACAGAGAGAUAUGAGUAGCCAGAGCUUCCUGCUUCUACCAUACUGGAUAUCACAGAUGAAGAGGGAAGUUGCUCUCCAAUCAUUGUCCUACUACAAUGUACAGUGGUACCUUGGUUCUCAAACUUAAUCUGUUCCGGAAGUCCAUUCCAAAACCAAAGCACGCUUUCCCAUAGAAAGUAAUGCAAAACGGAUUAAUCCGUUACAGGCUUUUAAAACAACCCCUAAAACAGCAAUUUAACAUGAAUUUUACUACCCAACGAGACCAUUGAUCCAUAAAAUGAAAGCAAUAAUCAAUGUACAGUACUAUAAAAUAAAUAUGACAGUAUUGUAGAUGAUAAAAAUAAAGUAAAAAGUAUUUCUUACUUGCACUGAUGAUAGUCAUUGUUUGGAUGGGGGGCUUUUAUCCAUUUCCGCAGUCACACAAUCAAUCAGUUAAUAGCUGAACUGGGUACCACACAGUCACAAAAACAAAUUAACCAAAAAAUCCUCAAAAACAAAAACGCAAAAUAAACAGCAAAAACAAAAGCGCCAAAUAUAGUGGUACCUUGGUUCUCAAACGUAAUCGGUUACAGAAGUCUGUUCUGGAAACAAUAGCCAACAGCCAAAUUGGAUGUGCGGCUUCCAAAAAACGUUCAAAAACCAGAACACUUACUUCUGGGUUUUCGGUGUUUGGGAACUAAGGCGUUUGGGAACCAAGGUACCCCUGUAUAUGCAUCUCCCCACUCUUACCAGAGCUCCAUAAGGCCAUGUACACCUCAUUGCAAUAGACCAUCCUUGGAAAGACAAAAGCAUACAUAGCUGUGGAAGAGCUCAUGUCUCCCCGAAAGGGUACAGCCACUGUAUCAGAUGAAACCUUGCCAUUGCACAGGGGCGGGGAAUGUCCGCCACUCCCUGAUGUUGGUCUCCAACUUCCAUCAGCUCCAGCCAGCACGGCCAAUAAUGAAAGGAAAUGGGAGUCAUUUAGAGGGCCUCAGGCUCGCCUUCUCUGCCAGAUUUGACUUCUUGCCAGGAGCAAUAGGAGCAAGAAAUGAUGAGCAUACACAGGGCUGCCGUGAUCUGUAGGGCUGUGACGGCCCUUUCAGAAGCCAUUGCACACGGAGACAAUGGGGCAAACAAAUAGUUUGUGUGCAUGCCUGUCUCCCAGGAGUCUGGUGAGAGUUGUUAGCUAGUAUGGGCCUGCCCACAGAGUUGUGAAGACGUACCUGGGGACGAGUAACAUACUCGCUUUUCCUCAGUGCCUCGAUAAUAUCUGCUUAACCUGUACAUUAGCAAAUAAACAGAUUGCGGCAACAAAACAGUAACCCUCUGGUACUAUCCUCCUCCAGAGAAAAUUGAUCCUCUAAUGGUGCCUAUUUAGGAACAUCAAACCAUAUGUUUUAAUCUGAUUUCACCAUAUGAAGUAAUAAUAAUUUUAUUAUUUAUACCCCGCCCACCUGGCUGGGUUUCCCCAGUAGGUUAUGUUUACAUUGUAACUCUCACACAUCUUAAAUCCUAGAUAUGGGGCAGGUUAUACAUUUUAAUCAGACAUAGAAUCAUAGAAUUGUAGCGUUGGAAGGGGCCACAAGAGUCACCUAGUCCAACCCCCUGCAAUGCAGGAAUAUUUUCCCCCAAUGCGGGGGGAAGUAAUAAAAAAUCACAGCCCAGUCCAAUUUCAUCAUAAGAACUUCCUAAAAUCACAAUGCAACUAAAAAGUAGCAGCACUUCCAAUCUCCCAAAGUCCCGAGGCAGCUACAUCACAAGUCCUUCUUGCAAGUACAGUCAUACCUUGGAAGCUGAAGGGAACCCGUUCGACUUCCAAAACGUUCGAUAACCAAGGUGAGGCUUCUGAUUGGCUGCAGGAGCUUCCUGCAGCCAUUCGAAAGCUGUGAUGGAUGUUUGGCUUCAGAACACUCACUUCCAGUUUUUGAUCGUUUGGGAGCCGAAACGUUCAGCAACUAAGCUGUUUCAGAUCCAAGGUAUGACUGUGCUCACUGGGUCAAACUCUCCCCUCACUCUCUGACAAUAUCUACAAAGCAGACCUUGUCAUAGUGAAAUCGCAAGUAGGAAUACACCAUCUGCUGCAUUUUUUGUCAAAAGAGGUUUGUUGCGAUUAUGCUGCUGGCCCCGGUAACGAUGUUAAAACACACGUUACUGUCCGCCUAAUACGACAGUGUGAAGAACGCAAAAAAAUAUUGUGUUGAUUUGUUAACCAAACAGAAGUGCAAACAUAACAAAAAUAAAUAGCAAUGUAAACCAUAAAGCAUUACAGCCCAGAAGGAGAAGUUACAGCACAGCUCCAAAGGUAUUAUGCAAAGGUUCCCUCUACAAAUAACAAAGAUACAUAAAAAUAAAAGCAUUCUCCUCCUGUGAGUUCUAUCCUUACUGAAAAUAAAGGUUCUAUGAAGUCUUAGAUGAAAGGGACAUUUGCAUCUACUGAUGGCACCAAAUACAAGUUAAUUUGCAAAACAGGUUAUUUGAAAUCAUUGUCUGGCUGCCAGUCAUUGCUGUUAUGUAUAGGACAACAGUCGCCCUCACAUGAGGCCCUUUUAAUCCUACUUUGUGUUGUCCUGGAUUAGUCACUAAUCUGUUCAGUUCUCAUAUCCAGGAAUCCUAAAAUAGCAUUUAAUUGUCCUGGUUUGCAUUUCUUUGCAGACUGUGAUAUCAUGUGCCGCAUUGCCCAUGGCAGAUGAGCCAACGCAAUGUUUCCGCUUGUAGUCACUCUCCUUUAUAUCUUCCACAUUCAUUUAAGGAUGCCCUGCAAUGUGAUUUCUUGUUCACAGAUAUCUGCCCAGCUAGGUAGUAUAGCAAGUCUCAUUGUCCUACUUCUGUAGCAUCUCGAUACAUAAUUGUUCAUAAAAUCGUAAUUCAUCUUGAAUCCACUGGGUUCGUGCUGGGAACCACUGCACCCUUGAGCCAAUACUUCUGCCAUCACAGGAUGGUAAGAUAGGCCCAAUAUAGACCUUUUCAUCAUGUUAGCCCAGGAAGUGACAUAAUGAAAUAACACUUUCCUUCCUGAACCACCCACCUUCUGCUCUCGCCGUCAUGAGCAGCUGGGCUUUCGAGGUGAUAUUGGUCGUGCAGCUACUAUUAUGCCAUAAGAUCCACUGUCCUGUAAUAUCACAUAUGAGCUUUAAGUACUGAUGAAGCCCAGGACGGCGAAACAAGGCCAGUAUUCUGGAAAUCCUUGUCUAGACUCUGUGUAAGGAUUUUGUGGAACUGUAACAACCUUUCAUGUGGAUUUUUUGAACUUUACAAACAGACAGAUGGAAUAGACACCAUUACACGGAUGGACCUUAUGCAUGAACUGACUAAAAAAUGAUCUGAUCCACUGGGUCUUCUGCUUUGUUUGUUUGUUGAACUUUAUAAGUUACUUCCGCUGAAAUUUGAUAAUUUGAUACUAUGAAUAGUAGUUAUUUAUCUAAGAACACAGCCGGUUACGUCUCGUGUGCUUAUUGGGUCUGUUAAGUCCCAGCACGGCUGGCGAGGGAUUUGGAUUCUUCUACCCAUUCCUCUUUGUAACUGGCAGAAUCUGUCAGAUUUAUCAAAGAAAACUCAGCCUCUUUGUAUACUUUACCUCCCCUACUCCAACAGAUUUCUCAGUCCAGUAGAUCAGGUGCCACAUGCUGCAAAAUCCACUUGGGAAAAUGUGGAGAUUGCAUAAUCAACUAUCAAAACCAUUGUUCGUACCCUCUAGGGGACUGUGCAUUAGUACAAAUCUGUAGCAUAAAUAUCUUUUGAUAUUUCAGUUUUUGGUGAUGUACUUAUAAAUACGUGCAAUUCUGAUAACAGGUUGCUGAGCAGCUCAUCAACCCAUUUGGUGAAGACGACGAUGAUUUUGAAACAAAUUGGUGCAUCGAUAGGAAUCUGCAGGUGUGACUUUUCUUGCUGCCACUUACAAUUAUUUUCUUCAGCUCUGCAGCAAUGUAUUUUUUUUUAAUUUUCUGCCAUGGAUAAUAUUGCGAGAUGCCCUCCUCCCACAUUUCACAGAUUAGACUACAGAUAUAUUUCGAACACUUCUUCGCAAGCUCCACUUCAACACAUUGCUGAAGGCUCUUCACUGCCUGCCAUGUUCAUUUAUUUUGCUGUGACUGAUUUUGGAGCUAAGAGGCUGAUUGUUCUCUUGGCAAAAGUACAGGAGAAACACAUCAUUACCCUACAAUAUGCUGUCAUCAAGAGUUCCAAAUAUUUUUUUGCUGCAGUAUCUGAAAUGUCAGCCUGUGUGCUGCAUGGCUCUUUAGUGUUCAUAUGCAUGCAUUUUCCCUACAGCAGGUAGUCUAGACCUUAACAAGCACUCUGGCCAAUGGUGGCGUUUUCCCCUCUGAGGUUGUCUCACUUUCCUCUGGUUUUGGCCAUUGGCUAGUCUGGACAGGCUGUAUCUUAAAGCUACCAGAAGGGAGCUCUUUUAUGCAUGCUCAAAGCCCUGUGGGAGCAGAUCCGCCCUACUUCAAACAGCAACCACUUCACAUAUUGCUUCUGAAAUGCCCACGUUUCAAUAUAAUUUUGUCAUAUGGUGCAAGGAACUGCUGCUUGGAAAAAAUUAAUGACAAGGUCAUGUUGGGUGUUCUGGGUAUGAAUAGUGCAGUUCUCUCUAUUCUCUAGAUUGUGGUCAGAGUUUAUUGCGCCUAAAACUGCAUUUCAAGCUUUCUAAUUCACGGCCGUUGUUCCAGGUUUCACUUCUGGCAGUUGAUGAAAUGCACAUGAAUUUACCCAGAAUGAAAAAAGACAUGUACUGGGAUGAUUCCUCUGCCCGCCCACCCUACACAUUAGCAGCUGCAGACUCCUGCAUCCCAUCUUUCCUUGGAUCCACCAUCGAAAUGCGGUACGCAAGUCUGCGGUCUCCUACCAUAGUUAAGACAGGGUCAAAAUGGUUCCUCCAGUUUGUUCCAUCGUUAACAGCCCAGUCCUAAAAGAAUUCAGGCUUAGAUAUACCUAAUUCUUGAUAGAAGAUACCAGACUAUUAAGAACAUAGCUCUUUUGUCUGAUCCAGCAGAGCUCUUGCUAUCUCAUGCAGUCUCUUGUUUCCAGUCACCAGGCAAGCACAUGAGGGCAGCAGCACCCUCUCACUGUUGCUUCCAGCAAGUGGUAUUCUGGAGAACGUUGCCUCCAAUCCAGUGUAGGCAACCUUUAGCCCCAUGACUAGUAGGCAAAUUCAUGUUAGAAGAAGCUAUCGGUGACUACCAGUCAGAAUAAACUACAAGAUAUUGUAGUUUAUUACAAGAUGAAGACACAUGUAAAUAAUUAAAACAAAUCAGCAGAACAAUAACCCACCCUUCCCACAGACACAUAUUAAAAGCCUGCAGAACAUUAAUCAGCCCAAGGCCUGGUUGAAGAAGAACGUUUUUGUCUCAUGCCUAUAAUGAAGGCACCAGACGAACCUCCCUGGGAGAGACCGUUCCACAAAUGGGGAGCCACUACAGAGAAGGCCUGUUCUCGUGUUGCCACCCUCAGACCUCACAUGGAGGAGGCACACCAAGAUGGGCCUCAGAUGAUGAGCAUAGAGUCUGAGAUGGUUUAUAUGGAGAGAGGCAAUCCUUGAGGUUGGGAUUUUUUUUAUGUUCCCCUCAUAGAGUUCCCAUCCCAAAGGUUUUGUUGUACUUCUGUAAAUCCUGGGGGGUUUGCAGAUGUUGCCUCCCUUUUCUUCAUGGAUGAUGCCACCAUGUGUGAAUGGGGCCCCAUAAGGAUCCACACACUAAGAAUUGAGUUCAUUGUUAGCAAUAGGGAUAAUAACUGCUUUCAUGUUUCAACUUGCAGCCUGACUGAUAGCCAGUUCCUCCAUGGAGAAAACUGGCCCCGGAAUAACGAUAAACCCAGAAGGCAGCAUUCGAUGCUGAGAAAAGUGAAACGGUUCCUGAGUGUCCGUGAAGGCUCUCCUGCCCCAACAAGACGGUCCUACCAAAGGCAGUCGAGUGAGAACUCUGUUUUCUUCCCCUCUCACGAAAUGCAUCACAUUGGCAAGUUGCUAGAAAUGCACUCCAGGGGGAGACAUUUCUCCUCAAACAGCAUGAAAAGCCAUGAGAGGGGGCACGGGAGCAUGGAUCUUGGAGUCAUUAGAGAAAGCAGCAGGAAUGAAGGUCUGGAGACAGGCUACCAGUCUGGUGCAGAAGAAAGCCUAGCUAAAAUGGACUCGGCAGCCGUUGAAAAGAUGGUUGUUGAAAAUGAAGGCAGAUUGAAUUCACAAAUAAACAGGGACGUUAACAUCCUGACAGAAGAAGAUUUUGACAAUCAAAGUGAGUCAGAGACUGAUUCCGAAGGACCUGGGAUGACCCACUGUGCCCCGCUGCACAGCUCUCCCACAGAUUUGCUCAUAACUCCUUCAAAAAUUGCACCACCUCAUAUGGCAUCCGGGCAACAGGAUUCAUCCACUGGUGCAAAACAGGAAAAGGAACCUCACACCGAUCAAGGCACCACAUCCAGCACCCUGCCAAAUGAUCACAUGUGGCAAUACCCAGAUGUUUUUACUCACCAUGCGGCACCAAGGACAAAAACUGAAUCUCUUUCAACAGAGUCUGGGACAAUGCCUGGAGAAGGCAGCUUAAGUACUGAGAGCACUCCCACUUCUUCUCCUGCUGCUGCUGCUACUAAUACAUUUGACAUAAGCCACUUACCGGAACAAGUGGAUGCUAGAGAAACUGAUAUCCUUUAUAUCGUUGAGUGUAGCAAUGAGAAAAAUAAAGGACACCUCUGACAAACUGGAGAGCACCAAGAUGUUGUGCUGCUGACUCAUGCCACGCAGGGCAUCUAUUUUUUAACAGCUCACCUCAGGACAGGCAACAGCUUGCAGGCAACAUUAUGCUUCACCAAAAGCCUCAAUAUUGAGAACACAAUUUGAAAAUAUUUAAUCCUAUCUUGGUUUAAUUAUUCUGGGUAAUUUAGCUCAAACUGAACAGGUAAAUAUGAGAUACAGGUGGGGGGUGUAUGUGUGGGUGUACACAAUAAGAUGACCACAGAGGUAAGCACGCCGUUUAUGCACGUUCAAUA
Molecule: messenger RNA, 17489 nt
Organism: Podarcis lilfordi (Lilford's wall lizard)
Lineage: Eukaryota; Metazoa; Chordata; Lepidosauria; Squamata; Lacertidae
Source: the annotation of a GenBank genome assembly